AUGGCGGCAGAAGCCAACACAACGGGGGCGGAGCAGGAGGGCUCGUCACCAUGGCCACCGGCGUCCCCUGUCCCCACGGUGACGUUCGAAGGCAUGAACUUCCCCGAGGACACGAUCCGGCUCCUCAGCGUGCAGGUGGUGCUGAUCCUGGCCUACAGCACCAUCAUCGUCCUGGGGCUCGUGGGCAACUCUCUGGUGAUUUACGUCAUUUAUCGCUUCAAGACGCUUAGAACUGUCACCAACUUCUUCAUCGCCAACCUGGCCGUGGCGGACUUGUUGGUGAAUGCCCUGUGCCUGCCCUUCACUCUGGUCUACACACUUCAGGGAGAGUGGAAGUUCGGCAGCGUCUUGUGCUUCCUGCUGCCGUACGCACAAGGCCUCGCGGUGCAUGUUUCCACGGUGACGCUCAACGUGAUCGCACUGGACCGACACAGGUGUAUUGUGUACCACUUGGAGACCAGGAUGCGUAAAGACGUCUGCUUCGGCGUGAUCGCUCUGACCUGGGUGCUCAGCGCGGUGCUCGCCAGUCCUCUCGCCAUCUUCAGAGAAUAUGGCUCCUUCACGUUGGACGGACACACUAUACAGGUGUGCACGGAGAAAUGGCCCGGCAAAAGCACCGACGGCACCGUGUACUCCAUCUCCAUGCUCAUCCUGCAGUACUUCCUCCCUCUGUCCAUCAUCUCCUUCGCCUACGCCCAUAUAUGGUCAAAGCUGCGCGGUCACGUCAGCCCGGCUGAGAACGCGAACGCCAGCUCCGAGCGGCACCACCGACGACGCAAGACCACUAAGAUGCUGGUCACUAUGGUGGUGGUGUUCGCCGUCAGCUGGCUCCCCUUCCACGCCUUCCAACUGGCCACAGACAUCGACAGCUCCGUCCUGGACAUGCGGGACUUUCGGCUGCUCUACACGCUGUUCCACGUGGUCGCCAUGUGCUCCACCUUCGCCAACCCGCUGGUGUACGGGUGGAUGAACCGGAACUACCGCGCAGCCUUUCUCGCCGCGUUCAAGUGCACGGGGGAGGAGGCGGAGAGGCGCGGCAGGGGCGGGAGGAUGGACAGCGUUCAUCCACUCGGGAAGAGCCAGAAGAGCGCGCGGGACAAAGGGAAGAGCGGGAAAGAGGCGCAGGAUGUGGCUGUGACGCGGCUCAACGCGACUGAUGUUUGA
Molecule: messenger RNA, 1164 nt
Organism: Knipowitschia caucasica
Lineage: Eukaryota; Metazoa; Chordata; Actinopteri; Gobiiformes; Gobiidae
Source: the annotation of a GenBank genome assembly